Messenger RNA from Coprinopsis cinerea okayama7#130, 1833 nucleotides. Its product is annotated as cytochrome P450 monooxygenase pc-1. The transcript is spliced from 10 exons. The record is from RefSeq and is a predicted model, not a curated record. Gene Ontology annotation, molecular function: heme binding; iron ion binding; monooxygenase activity. Bases 1 to 1833 code for a protein of 610 amino acids. NCBI's taxonomy places the organism in Eukaryota, Fungi, Basidiomycota, Agaricomycetes, Agaricales, Psathyrellaceae.
AUGGCGAUCCUCUCCCCUGGAAUCAAGUUCGUGGGCCGCGGCGUUGCCUACGUGACCGUCUUUGUAGGCGGACUUGUAGGAGCGACCAAGGUUGCAGAGUCCCGAGGGUACUUUGUGCCCAUUUGGAUGGUAUUAACUGGUGCAGUGGUGGCUGGUCCAGCACUAGCCGGGUUAUACAUCACAGCAGGCGAAUUGAAGAAGAAGCGGCGCGCACGGGCGCUGGGAGCACGAGUGGUACCAAAAUGCCGAGGUUCGAAGAUCGGAAACUUGGACGUGCUCAGCAUGACGCUGAAGAACCUCGCUGUUGGUUAUCCCGGUGACGGCCUGGAUGAAAUUAUCAAAGCUCGAGGGCCAGUGUUCAACAUUUGGCUGCUCUGGUCUGAUACGCUCCUCACGACCUGUCCUGAACAUAUCAAGCUCAUCCUCGCGACCGAUUUCCACAAUUAUGUCAAGGGUCCUCGGUUCAUUCAUAACAUGGGCUCUGUGCUCGGGUCUGGUGUCUUCAAUUCGGACGGCGAAAUGUGGAAGUUCCACCGUAGCAUCACACGACCUGUCUUCACUCGGGAUAGAAUUGGCGAUUUCGAUAUCUUUGACCACCACACCGACGUUGUGCUCCAAAAGUUGAAGGAACGCCUUCGCGAAGGACACGCCGUCGACUUCCAGGCGCGUUUAUCCUUUAUACACUCUGCAAUCCAUCUGACCACUCUACAGGAUCUCAUGGCUCGCUUCACUUUGGACACCGCGACUCAAUUUCUCUUCGGCCACUGCGUAAACAGCCUCGAUGCAGGACUCCCGUAUCCACCGAAGGCCGCACCCUACGUCUCCGUACAGCAGACUCCCGCGGGAAAGAUGGCCGACGACUUUGCUCGCGCGUUUAUGGAAGCCCAGGAAGUCAUCGCUAUCCGUGAACGUGUUGGCUGGAUUUGGCCUUUGCUCGAAUUCUGGAAGGACAAAACGGUGGAACCGAUGAAAGUGGUCAAUGCUUAUAUCGAGCCGAUUGUGAAGGACGCUAUCGAGAGGAAGAAGAACGCAUUGCCCGAGGAGAAGAGCGGUGACGAAAAGGAGAUCCAAGAGGGUCAGACGCUACUGGAUUAUUUGGUCAAUGUCACCCAGGACCCUACGAUUCUGAGGGAUGAAAUCUUGAACAUCAUGAUUGCCGGACGCGACACAACCGCUGCCACACUCACCUUCUGUAUCUACCUCCUCUCCCAGCACCCCGAUGUUUUCCAACGCCUCCGCACCGAAGUUCUCGAGAAGGUUGGACCCAGCCGUCGACCCAACUUCGACGACCUCAAGGAUAUGAAGUAUCUCCGUGCCGUCCUCAACGAAACUCUCCGGUUGUUCCCCAUCGUGCCUUUCAACGUCCGAGAGACGAUUGAGGAGACGAUCUGGCCAUCCCCUGAUCCCAAUGAGAAGCCUCUGUAUAUUCCUCCCGGUACCAAGACCAGUUAUUCUGUCUUCAUGAUGCAUCGCCGCACGGAUCUAUGGGGUCCAGAUGCGGAGGAAUUUGAUCCUGAUCGAUUCAUCGACGAGCGACUCAAGAAAUACCUCAUCAAGAACUCGUUCAUCUUCCUUCCCUUCAACGCCGGCCCUCGUAUCUGCCUCGGGCAACAGUACGCCUACAACGAAAUGUCGUUUAUGUUGAUUCGCCUUAUGCAACAAUUUUCUUCGGUUACCCUCGAUCUCGAUUCUGCUCCCCCUGAAGCUAUCCCACCUAAAGUCUGGGCCGAGGCACCCGGACGCAAGGCGACUGAGAAGGUGUUCCCCAAGUUGCAUUUGACGAUGUACGCCGGGGGUGGACUUUGGGUCAAGAUGCAGGAGGCGACUGAUUGA